Diuraphis noxia (Russian wheat aphid) is the source of this 630-nucleotide messenger RNA. RefSeq lists its product as uncharacterized. Lineage: Eukaryota; Metazoa; Arthropoda; Insecta; Hemiptera; Aphididae. The record is from RefSeq and is a predicted model, not a curated record.
AUGAUAAAAAAAACUGAGUUUGUUAAAUCAAGUAAAGGAGAAAAAUAUUUGAAAAUGAUUAAACCUAUUUGGCAUAGUUUACCUGAAAAUGUAGCCAAAAAGGAAAAAAAGAGAUUACCAAAAGAGAUAGAAAAUGAUUUGCAAAUUGAAGAUGAAGAAAAAGAAGGAGGUGGUUUAAAAAAGUAUUCAGAAGAUCGUAUUGAUACUGGUACUGAUAAAAAGAGUUCUAUGAUCGAACGUUUUAACCGUACAUUAGGUGAUAAAUUAAAGAAAGUUCUUUAUUUAAAUAAUGUAUGGAUCUCUGAAUUGCCGAAGAUUAUUAUGACAUAUAACAAUACAUACUAUAGAACAAUAAAAAUGAAACCUGUUGAAGUUAAUAAGAAUAAUGAGAAUGAUUUACUUAAUAGUGUUUAUAAUUAUGAUAUUAGUAGUUCUAUACCUAAAUUUGUGAUAAAUGAUAGAGUUAGAUUAUCAUCAAUAGUUGAUGUAUAUAGAAAUAAAUUGAAAACAAAUUGGUCUAAGGAAAUUUUCACAGUUGAAAAAGUUUUUAAGUCAGAUGUUAAUUAUUACAAAAUUAAAGAUAUAGAAGGUACAAUUUAUGAAGAAGAAUUACAGUUAUCAUUAUUAUAA